Betta splendens (Siamese fighting fish) is the source of this 1666-nucleotide messenger RNA. It is a transcript of the gene hmx2, whose product is annotated as H6 family homeobox 2. The record is from RefSeq and is a predicted model, not a curated record. Gene Ontology annotation, biological process: regulation of transcription by RNA polymerase II. Gene Ontology annotation, cellular component: nucleus. The transcript has 2 exons. The coding region runs from base 406 to 1230 and encodes 274 amino acids. Gene Ontology annotation, molecular function: DNA-binding transcription factor activity, RNA polymerase II-specific; RNA polymerase II transcription regulatory region sequence-specific DNA binding. NCBI's taxonomy places the organism in Eukaryota, Metazoa, Chordata, Actinopteri, Anabantiformes, Osphronemidae.
CUAAGUGUAUCCACAUGCAGGGAUGAGCACUGUUGAUCUUCCUCAACUCCCUCGCUUUCCUCAUCCCAUCUCAAAACCUUGACGGGAAUUUGAAAUUUCCGGGCUCGUGCUGGAAGCUGCCAUUGGCCCAGGAGGCUCUUACCUACAUGCAAAUGAAGCAACGCAAGCUUGCUGCCUCUGAUCCAGAGCGUGAGGAGGAGGAUCAGGAAUACACUCAUGUUCCCCGAGCUCCAGAAAAAACACCUCCAACUCCUUCAAUGUUAUACCUGCACAAUUAAACGGGCUACAAAAAGAGGACAAAGGAGGCAGUCUAAUUUUUACGCACCAGUCCUAUAGAAAGCAAUAACGGAAUACAAAAGGGACAGACAGAUUCAGUCAAUACUUCAAUACUGUUAUGAAGCGAGAAUGAGUAGCGCAGAAGACAGCGGGAACAAGUGCUCGUCGGGCCCGAUUUCCAGCUUUACCAUUCAGUCGAUUUUGGGCACGCAGUCCGAUGCGCCGCGCUCCGGGACCAAGGAGCUCUCCAAGGGGCCGCCGCCGCCGCCGCCGCGGAGGCGCUCGCUGUCGGUGUCCUCGGAGGAGGAGUGCAGCGGCGGGGAGGACUCAGCGGACUGCUUCUGCUCCGACACGGGUCACAGCGAGCCAUGCAGCCAGCACCAAGCUCACGGCUUCUCGUGUUUAGGUCCCGCAAAAGGACUACUGCCCGGAAGCGAAGGGCUCGCGCGGCGGCCGCACCUGCCGCAACCUCUGCUGCAGGAUUACAAAGAGGAGCAGGAGAGGCCGUGCCAUCAAAUGUCACCCCUGUCGGAGGAGAGACAGUCGGACGGUGCCGACAAGCAGGGCAACUCGGCCAAGAAGAAGACGCGCACGGUUUUCUCCCGGAGCCAGGUGUACCAGCUGGAGUCCACGUUCGACAUGAAGCGCUACCUGAGCAGCUCGGAGCGGGCCUGCUUGGCGUCCAGCCUGCAGCUGACGGAGACUCAGGUCAAGACGUGGUUUCAGAACAGGAGGAACAAAUGGAAACGGCAACUGUCGGCCGAACUGGAGGCGGCCAACAUGGCCCACGCCUCCGCACAGACACUAGUGGGAAUGCCGCUGGUUUUCAGAGAUAACUCCUUGUUGCGAGUUCCGGUUCCCCGGUCCAUCGCCUUUCCGACGCCCCUGUACUACCCGGGGAGCAACCUGCCAGCGCUACCUUUAUACAACCUGUACAACAAAAUAGAGUAUUGACUGACUCUAGUGUAUGAUAACCGCUCAAGUCCACGUAAAACGCAUUAAAAACAAUACAAACCUUCUUAUAAGUGUCUCCACAUAACCCUUGUAUAAUAAUUGUAUCUAUUUGUUGAGGGAAUUUUUAAUAUGCAGCAACUUUGUGUUUCACAAGAAAGCAAUCAAGCUUCCCUAUAUGUAUAAAAUACACCGUGUGUAUAAUUAAUUAUAAUAAUUUUGUACUUUUAUUUUCUUCUCUUCGUUCUUCUCUGAUAACGCGGGAGUUUAGCCUUCACAUCCCAUUCAAGAAAAAUAGAUGCCACAUCUAUAAGCAUCAAUGCAGUGCUGACAGGAAAAACCACAAAUCUUCCAUUUCAAGACAAAUAUCAUUGUUUCUAUUGUAAUUUAAAUCUUCAGUAAUAACAUACACAUUCAAUAAAUUUUCUAUUUCAGUGAA